Molecule: messenger RNA, 2279 nt
Organism: Drosophila grimshawi
Lineage: Eukaryota; Metazoa; Arthropoda; Insecta; Diptera; Drosophilidae
Product: transmembrane protein 65
Exons: 6
Coding region: 482-1336 (284 amino acids)
Cellular component (GO): mitochondrion
Source: RefSeq, a predicted model, not a curated record
ACGCUGUUCAUUGUCGAUUUGCCAUCAAAACAGCUGUUGCCUGCUAGAAUUUUAGUCGCUAAAAAGUACUUGCGAACUUUGGCGAGCGCACGAGAGAAUUUUGCGAACAAAGCUCUAUUUUUUAAGCUCGACAACGGUGGGCCUGUCGUCAUCGGUAGCGUCGCUGGUCGUCUCAGUCGAACGGGCAACGAAGUUGCAUACGCAACACAUUUAUUGGUCUGUGGGUCGCGGCUGCUCUUGUUUUGUGUGGCUGCGGUUUUGUUUUUGUGCGUGGCAGACGGAAGAGGCCAAAGUAAAGCUUGUGUUUUUGUUUAUAUACACACGGACGCGCGCGCGCACACAAACACAACACACACAUACGAAAAACGAAAAUUAAUGCAUACACAAGCACACACCUGAGUGACGUCACAGGUUUUGAUCGUGUCUCUGCAACUCAGCAGCAGAAUAUAAUUGUAUAAUAAGUGAAAUAAAAAUAGCAAAAAUGAGACAACAAUGGCGCGACACCUUCAGGCAUUUAGUGCGUCAAUACCACACACAGUCAAAGCGGGCGCCACUUUUGGCCAACAGCAACAGUCGCAGACUCGCCUGCAACAACAACAGCAGCAGACACAACAAUCUGAGGCAGCAACAGCUGCAACAGCAGCAGCUGAUAUUGUUCGCCAAUAGCCGCAACUACUCCAAGUUCGGUACACACCUGAGCAGCGAGCGUGCCAUGGAGCUGCUGUGCAACCUGGACGAGGACGAGCGCCACAAUCUGCGGGAUGCGAUGUUCAAGCUGGAGGCCGACAAGGUGAAGAAACAGUUCGAAAGUCAACUGGCUGUUGGCAGUUGGCGGACACGCUUCGGAAGACUCUCCACAAAGGUGGGCCAGGUGGAUCCGAGCGGCACUUUUUGUGCGGUGCCCGAUGAAUGGCUGAAAAAGAAAUUGGUGGAAGCGGCAGAACCACCCACCGCCAGGCAAUUGUAUAGCAUUUUCUUUGUGAAUGCCGUGCCCUUUGUAGCCUUUGGUUUCCUCGAUAACUUCAUUAUGAUCAUGGCCGGUGAAUACAUUGAAAGCACACUGGGUCAUUUUAUAACUCUAUCGACCAUGGCUGCCGCUGGACUUGGCAAUACUAUAAGUGAUGUUAUGGGCAUUACGAUGGCCACCUAUGUAGAGGAAGGCUGUCAGCUUUUGGGACUCAAGCCGCCCCAGAUGACGCCGGCACAGUUUGAAUUGAAAUCGAGCAGACGAGCUUCCAGUUGGGGUCGUAUUAUGGGCAUCACAGUUGGCUGCCUAAUCGGCAUGUGUCCCCUAUGGUUUAUGAAGGAAGAACCGAAAGCGAGCGCAAAGGAUUAAGAUGACGAAAUCGAUGCUAACAUAACUAAUGAAACAGUCAAUUUUAUGGGGAAUCCUAACAAAAUGCAAUCCGAAUGCUAAGUGUAAUUAUAAUAAAUUUACAAAAAUUUGCCAUUUUCCUGGGACGCCGUAUAAAUGUUAAGUUUAUAUCAUUGUUAAAAUCAGACAAUGAUUUGCAUUGAAUUUAAAAUUAUAUUUGUAUUUACAUUUUUCACGCCAUGUAAAACGAAUUCACAUAACACUCAAAGUACCUACUAACUAACUACUAUUAACGCUCGUCUAGUUCAUAAAGUUAAGAUUAAAUGUGUUCUAGCUAAUUAGUCUACAAAUUAUGCAAUUUCAAGCUCGCACUGAUUCUGACUGCACCUACAAAUCAUCUUGCUUAAGUUUUCAUAACACGGCCAACAUAAUAAACAAAAACCAAAUAAAUAAUAAUAAUUUGGUAAUUCUCGGAUUGAUAAUUAAACUAGUGGUAAAUAUAUAUGGCAAUGUAAUGUAGCUGCCAAAGGUCCAAAUGUAACACCCAAAAUCAAAAUAGCCAGUUUUGUAGAGAAAUUAACUGAAAUAAUUAUUCAAUUUGUGUCGAAUAUUAAUUGCCAUUAAAAUGUCUGAUUUAAAAUAAAAUGGCUUAUGCUGUAUGCCAAGUUCCAAACUCAUCAAAUAAAGUAAAACCCGCCAAGUCUUAAAAUUCACACAAAAUCAACGAUCAAAACGCAAUUGGCUAUCCGACUUUUAAACUCGCCACACUGCAAAGUGCCUAUGAAAUGCUUUAAAUAUAUACAUGCUUACAUUUCGAAGCUGUUCCACCCACAUUAUAUUGAAUGAAUUGGCUUAAAGUACAUUGAAAAUAAAUCAGUAGCAAGAUAUAUACACAUAUUAUGUACAAUAUUAAAGUCCAAAUUGUAGAGCUUACCAAAUAAAUAAACCAAAUUGAAAAAUAAAA